Molecule: messenger RNA, 3072 nt
Organism: Spodoptera littoralis (African cotton leafworm)
Lineage: Eukaryota; Metazoa; Arthropoda; Insecta; Lepidoptera; Noctuidae
Source: the annotation of a GenBank genome assembly
AUGUGCCGCCUGUCCAUACGACAGGCUUUUUGGGCGCUGGCGCUGCUCUGCACGCUGGCGCCCUCGCAUGCCGAUGGAAACAUAGGUUGCUUAUUCAGUGCAUCAUUAUGCGUGGAGGGUGCGGAAUGGUGCUAUGACGAUUCCGCCUUCGGUAAAUGCAUACCGGUGUACGAGAAGGAAGUGGAAGAGGGAUCGCUUUAUCAGUAUGACAUGAGUUCGGAGCAGCUGCAAUGGUUCGAGGGCGAGCUGCAGCGCCUGGCUUCGCGCGGCUACCGCUGGGAGCAUGCAUACACGCAGUGCGUGCUGCAGGCCAUGCUCUACACCCUGCGACAGGAACUCGAUCCAGCCACUGUCAAUACAAAAAUAUGCGACCAUUUCGCUGAUCCCAAACUAAGUUCUGACACCAGUGAUAAUCCCGAAGAUAAUGCUGAAGAAAUUGACCCGGACGAGACGGCGUAUGUGCGUUUCACGCCUAAUUCCGCGAUAUCAGACUCAAACUUCGCAAAUGAAGUUUACAAUCCACCAUUGACCCCCGAUGAUGACCCAACUCCAUACAUAUCUCAAGUAGAUGACGACCAAACCGAAGGCGAAACAGCUAGUGACAAAUUACGUGAUUUAAUGAUACUGGGUGGUAGUGAGGAAUCCCCUAUCAUUCUGCCGUUUUCUGGAUUCAGAGAGCGAAUUUUAGCUGAAAAGCAGGCAAAAGCCAUUGACAACGUAAACCCUGUGCCUAGGGUAAUGAUCGACAAAGCGAAAAAAUCUUUCGAAAACGAACCCAACAUGGCGUACGCUGAUGAAGAACGAGUCGGAGCCCAUUUCCGCAAGUACAAGACUAAAGCGCCACCUUUCACUGCUGAAUUUAUCACGAGCAACCGAUUUUCUCCUCUAGACGAAGAGAUUCGUUCCAACGCUCGGAAGAAUUAUAAACAAAGUUUUACUGAAAAACACUUCCCCUUCGAAUAUGAGAAUCCAGGAGACAUACCGGAACCGAGAGUCUACAUUGAUGAAGACGGAAUCGAUGAAAUCCCCAUUGAUGCAGGUAGUGGCGAACUAGACCCUUAUCAUAUCAAAGAAAAUUCACCACCAUUAGACGCUGAACAUACAAAACAAAUGCAACAAUAUUUUAUGAAUUACUGGCGUGAUGUGUUUGAUUCUAAACAAAAGCCAGAUGGAGCCGUUUAUGCGGAGGGAGGGCCGCUUCGAGCGGAGGAGUUACAAGGUGAAAGUCCAAAAUUUUAUCCCGAGGAUAUUCAAGAUUUGCUUGAUAACGAAUGGGGCUUUAAGCGUAGGGAAAGAGACGAUGUUAAAAAGCCUGGGCCACGCCUGGACGCAAAAACAUUAAAGAUUUUAUACCACAAUAAAUCAGUGACAGCGCAUGGCGCACAGCCUGCUGAAAAGGAAGAAAAACCUGGGGACCAUGAUCAUAAUGACUUUGACUAUGAUCCUUCAUACGCUUAUGUCUUGUUCAAGAAUAGGUUCCUAACUGACUGGGAGAAAGGCAUCUCAUUUAUUUCAAGACUAGAAGAAAUGCUUGGUUUAGAGAAAAACACUUUUACAAAUCCUCGGGUUGACACAAGUGAAGUGACGUUUAAAGUUGAGAAAAAUAAUAAAGGGUAUAAUGCUGUGGACGUAGCGCGCCACGUUGAUGAAAUUAAAGAAGAUUUACGUCGUGAGACUGGUGCUCAGAUACUUUCAACUGGUAUAGGAGACCGAAGCAAACGUCCCGUGAGCCACCACAUAGAUGCGCCAGAACCUAUCCUAGGCUUGGACAUGCCAGUACUGUCAGCUCUGAUUGGAAGCCUGCUGGUAUUGAUAGUAGGAGCCGUGGUCUUUGCUGUGCUGUUAAAACGUGACAUGAGUGCUAAGAGGAAGAUGAACGGAUUGUCUUCCGCAGCAGAGAUUGACGCUGAAGCUACGCGGGAUUAUCAGGAAUUGUGCCGUGCUCGUAUGUCAGGCAAGUGGACAGGUCAGCAGGCGGCAGCCGCUCCUCCGCAUUCCACAGAGCCACCGCAGCGAAUAACCUCGCUCUCCAAGGAACCUGAGGGCAAUUCACCUUCCACUCGGUCCAGCACCUCGUCUUGGAGCGAGGAACCGGCGCUUACCAACAUGGACAUCUCUACAGGACACAUCGUGCUGGCUUAUAUGGAGGACCACCUGCGUAAUAAGGAUCGUCUCGAGCAAGAAUGGCGUGCCCUGUGUGCUUACGAAGCAGAACCCUGUGCUACUACUGCUGCCCUGAAACCAGAGAACACUGGCAAGAACCGUUACGCUGAUGUACUGCCCUACGACCAUUCCAGGGUUACUUUGAACACGCUCUCGAACCACCUCGGCUCCGAUUACAUCAAUGCUUCUACUAUUACGGAUCACGAUCCUCGCAACCCGGCGUAUAUCGCAGCAGCUGGUCCGAUGGCCCACACGGCUCCUGACUUCUGGCAGAUGGUGUGGGAGCAAGGCAGCGUCGUCAUGGUCAUGCUCACACGACUCACUGAGAACGGACAACAACUCUGUCACCGAUACUGGCCUGAAGAAGGAUCUGAGCUUUACCAUAUUUAUGAGGUGCACCUGGUGAGCGAACACAUAUGGUGUGAUGAUUAUUUGGUACGAAGCUUUUAUUUGAAGAACCAGCGCACCGGCGAAACCCGCACUGUCACACAGUUCCAUUUCCUCUCCUGGCCUGAGAACGGCGUCCCAUCAUCUACUAAGGCCCUUUUGGAGUUCAGGAGAAAGGUGAACAAGUCGUACAGAGGAAGAUCCUGCCCAAUCGUGGUCCAUUGCAGUGACGGCGCGGGUCGUUCAGGCACAUACUGCCUCAUCGACAUGGUACUCAACCGCAUGGCUAAAGGUGCCAAGGAGAUCGACAUCGCGGCCACACUGGAACACAUCCGCGACCAGCGCACGCGCACUGUCGCUACCAAGCAGCAGUUCGAGUUCGUACUGAUGGCCGUCGCUGAGGAGGUCCACGCAAUCCUAAAGGCUUUACCGGCGCAUCUACAGCAGUUGCAAGAGAAAAAAGACAAGGAAAAGGAAAAAGACAAAGAUGGCAGUGACAAAGAAAAGGAGAAGCCUAACUAA